AUGGGCUAUUUGAACUUAUGGAUCCUUCCUGCAAGUAGGCUGAAAGCAGGAUCAGUAUGUUGUGAUAAGAAUCAGGUCUCAGGAGUUUUCGGGUGCCAGUGGGGUGAUGAAGGUAAAGGUAAACUCGUUGACAUCUUGGCCGAGCACUUUGACAUUGUUGCUCGUUGUCAGGGAGGAGCUAAUGCUGGACACACCAUUUACAAUGCAGAAGGAAAGAAGUUUGCACUUCACCUUGUUCCCUCAGGUAUUCUCAAUGAGGAUACUCUCUGUGUUAUAGGGAAUGGUGUUGUGGUGCAUCUUCCGGGCCUCUUUAAAGAGGUUGAUGGCCUCGAAUCUAAUGGAGUGUCUUGCAAGGGAAGGAUAUUGGUCUCUGAUCGUGCUCACCUCUUAUUUGAUUUCCACCAAGCAGUGGAUGGGCUUCGAGAAUCUGAGCUUGCUAAAUCUUUCAUUGGUACUACCAAGAGAGGCAUUGGACCUUGUUACUCUAGCAAGGUUAUCCGGAAUGGCAUUCGAGUUGGUGACUUGAGGCACAUGGAUACUUUACCUCAGAAGCUAGAUCUUCUGUUGUCAGAUGCUGCAUCAAGAUUCAAAGAUUUUGAGUAUGGCCCCCAGAUGCUUAGAGAAGAAGUAGAAAAGUACAAGAGUUUUGCUGAGAGAUUGGAACCCUUCAUUGCUGAUACUGUACUUGUUGUGAAUGAAGCCAUCUCUGAGAAGAAAAAGAUUUUAGUUGAAGGGGGUCAGGCAACAAUGUUGGAUAUUGACUUUGGAACGUACCCCUUUGUCACUUCCUCAAGUCCUUUAGCUGGUGGGAUUUGUACCGGUCUUGGCAUUGCUCCCAGAGUUUUAGGUGAUCUCGUUGGAGUGGUGAAAGCAUACACUACAAGAGUUGGUUCUGGUCCUUUCCCCACAGAAAACUUAGGUAAAGAGGGUGACCUUCUUAGGUUGCAAGGUCAGGAGUUUGGCCCAACUACUGGUCGCCCUCGUCGCUGUGGUUGGCUUGAUAUAGUAGCACUGAAAUACUGCUGCCAGAUUAAUGGCUUUUCUUCUCUCAAUCUCACCAAACUAGAUGUUUUGUCUGAUUUUCCCGCAAUUCAGUUGGGUGUCGCCUACAAAACUAGUGACGGCACACCAAUCAAAUCAUUCCCUGGAGAUCUUCGCCUUCUUGAGCAAGUGAAGGUGAAAUAUGAAGUAUUGCCCGGAUGGAAUACUGACAUCUCUAAUGUAAGGAGCUACUCUGAACUUCCAAAGGCUGCACGUCAGUACGUGGAAAGAAUAGAAGAACUUGUUGGUGUACCUAUCCAUUACAUUGGUGUCGGGCCUGGACGUAGGCCUGGCAAUUCAGCCCAUGACUCGUUAACCGCCCAUUAACCGCCCGCUAAAAACCCAUUUAUUUCCGCCCAAUAACUUAACGUGUUAAUGAGCUGCCAACCCGUUAGUUAACGGGCGGAAACGGUUUGCACGACGGAACCCAUGGAGCCCAAUUAGAAAGAAAAAAAAAACAGUCUAACACUCUAACAGUCUAACCCUCACUUCUCUCGCUGACACUCUCUUCUUCUCCAUUUUAGCUGCUCGAACCCUCUAGGCCACCCAUCUCUACGCCGCCGGCCGCCGCUGCCAAAGAGUUCGCCGACGGAACCCUCUACAGUCUACCCAUUUCUCUUCUUUCACUUCUCGCAACUCUUCAUUUUCAGCUUGUUCUGUUCUCGCCGACGGGCUCCAUGACCAAGAUCGAACUGAUUUGGAGCAACUUACUGAAGAUGUGUUGGAUUUGACAUUGAAUGGACAAGGCCACACCAACUAAAGACUUUUUUAGUUUCAUGUAAAGAUUUUCUUUGAAUUUGUAAUAUUUUAGUUUCAAGUAACAUUGGAUUCAACCUAUUAUGAGAAUUGUGAGUCUAAUAUGUUUCAAA
This is a messenger RNA of Rosa chinensis, 1910 nucleotides long. RefSeq names its product adenylosuccinate synthetase 2, chloroplastic. Bases 1 to 1368 code for a protein of 455 amino acids. Gene Ontology annotation, biological process: IMP metabolic process; 'de novo' AMP biosynthetic process. NCBI's taxonomy places the organism in Eukaryota, Viridiplantae, Streptophyta, Magnoliopsida, Rosales, Rosaceae. The transcript is spliced from 7 exons. The record is from RefSeq and is a predicted model, not a curated record. Gene Ontology annotation, molecular function: adenylosuccinate synthase activity; GTP binding. Gene Ontology annotation, cellular component: cytoplasm.